AUGUGGAUAUGUGUGUUUACGAUUCUACUCGGUUACGUCGGAUUGCUCGGUAUUUGCAAGGCUAGUCCAAGCGAUUCGGGGACCAACAUCGACACCAAGGCACUGAAGGUUGCGGUUGGCGAUCAUGAGGGAGGCGAAUUCAGCAGCAGCAAUAUUCGUCUGAGCGGCUAUCGCAACAACGUCUUUGGCACAGCGAUGAACUGGGGACUGCUGGCGCUGGGCGUAGUUUGGCUCGGCUACCUAUUGGCGCUUUCAGCAGAUUUUUACGGCAGCGUACCGGGAAUCGCUCCUGGAGCGGCCUGUGUUCUUUCGCUGGGGGACUGCACGCUCGGCAACCAGACAUUCAUCGUGAUGUGGUGCCUGUAUGUGUUCAUGGUCGUGACCUGCAAUGUGUUCCGUCACCGCCUGCGCAACUUCUUCCGCAUCAAGACAGCACCAGCGGAGGGCACAUUUGUAUGUGUUGAGCGCAAGAUUGACUCGCAGAUAAUGCUGCAAAACGAGCGCAGCUUCUUGGUCGACAAUCACAUUACCGCGCACGGCCGCAAGUACUUUACAUACCAGUGCACUCGCUUUGUGCUUGACCAGACCACUGGCGAGUACACACCGUACACUUUUGAUCUGGGAGCCACGAACAGCGACCUUGUCGCCAACAGCCCUGGCCUAUCGACGGCAGAGGCCGAGUAUCGGAUGGAACUGGUCGGGCAAAACUUCAUUGAGGUGUCAGUUCCCAACUGGUUCUUUGCAUUCCUGCGCGAGGUCACCAGCUUCAUUGCAUUGUACCAGCUUCUGGCGCUCUUGCUGUUCAUCUAUGACUUUUACUGGCAGGCGGGCAUUGUCGAUCUGGGGAUUGUGCUGCUGGCGAUGACAUUCAGUACUGUUGUGCGCAAGCUGUCUGAGGAGCGGCUCAAGCGCAUGGCUGAGCAGGACGACCAAGUGAAUGUGCGUCGCAACGGUGACUGGGUGCAGGCAUCGUCACGCGAUCUUGUCCCAGGCGACGUCAUCCAGCUAACCACCGGCAUGCACAUGUCAUGCGACUGCAUUCUGAUUUCUGGAAAUGCUGUCGUCAACGAGUCAUCGCUGACUGGCGAGCCCCUGCCCGUGCGCAAGUUCCCGCUGCAUAAUGAUGACACACCGUUCAACGUCGAGGCCAACAAGAAACAACCAGCUGCGCAGGCGAUCGAGAAAUCGGCUGGCGACAUUUUGGCCGACCAGCACGUGCUUGGGCUGGUGCACCGCACCGGCACGGCUUCCGACAAGGGUAAGCUGGUGCGCAAGAUCCUGUUCCCGCAGCCGCUGUCGUUUAUUUUCAACGAGCAGCUCAAGGUAGUGUUCAGUAUUCUGAUCGUCUACGCGCUAUUCUGCAUGGGCAUGGCGAUAUAUCUGUACAAGGGGUCGCCGACAGCGGUGUUCUUUUACGGAAACUUUUGCAUGCUACAGGCUGUAUCGCCGCUACUGCCUGCUGGUCUGGUUGCAGGCCAGUCGAUGGCGGCAUAUCGGCUGAAGAAGAAGCGCAUAUUCUGUGUCGACCCGCAGCGCAUCAUGAUGGCCGGCAAGGUGCAGAUAUUCUGCUUCGACAAGACCGGCACCCUGACCAAGGAGGGUCUGGAAUUCUACGGCGGCCAGUGCGUGGAUGGCAAUGCCUUCCAGGGAUUUGAGAACGCCUUGCCUAACACCAGUAUUUUGUUCCAGCAAGCCGUUGCCAGCUGCCAUGCUGUUACCGAUCUUAAUGGGCAGCUAAUCGGCAACCCUGUCGACAUCGAGCAGUUCCCCCCCAAGUACCUUGAUACUAUCAUCCCUGCUGGCGGCUCGUCCUUGGGCAAGCUGCAUGUCGUCCGUCGCUUCGAGUUUGUCCAUGCCCGUGCGUCCGAUGGCUCGUUUGAGCGCAUCAAGCAGGUCUCAAACAGCGCUUCCGUGCCGUUGGAUUACGACAGGACUUGUGCUGGGCUGGCGCGCGAGGGCUGCUAUGUUCUGUCGAUUGCGCACAAGCAGCUGGAUGUGACUCUGGAAGGGCUCAAGGAUCUGACCCAGGACGAGAUCGAGGGCAACUGCGAUCUGAUCGGCCUGCUGGUGUUCAAGAACCUGCUCAAGAACGACACAUCUGAUGCUAUUGCUGAGCUCAAGCAUGGGUCCACUCGCACGGUCAUGGUCACUGGUGACACUGCGCUUACCGGCGUGUACAUUGCGAGACAGUGCGGCAUGGUGCCAGCCAACAGCAAGGUCCUACUUGGCGACAUGGACAAGAAAACGCAUAUGCUGGUGUGGACUGACGUCGACACUGACGAGGAGGUGGCCGACAUUGGGCCUUUAUUGACCGAGCUUGGCAGCGACGGAUAUCCGACCACAGAGCUAGCCCUGACCAGCGCCGCCUUCCAGCACCUGGAAUCGACCAGUGGACUGGCGGAGAUCCUGCUUAACACGCGCAUUUUUGCGCGCAUGAAGCCCAACGACAAGGUGCGGUGCGUGCAGCAGCACAUGGUUCACGGUAUCACGGCUAUGUGUGGUGACGGUGGCAACGACUGCGGGGCAUUGCGAGCGGCCCAUGUUGGUCUGGCACUGUCGGAUGCCGAGGCAUCGAUUGUAUCGCCGUUCUCGUCCAGCAACCGGUCGGUGCACUCGUGUGUAGAGCUCUUGCUCCAGGGCAGAGCCGGCCUGGCUAGCAGCUUCAGCAACUAUCGCGCACUGAUUCUGUAUGGCACCACGAUGACAAUGACCAAGCUGCCCAUCUGGAUGAUAAUCGAUGCCCUGGUGGCUACCAGCAUGGCCAUCACGGUCACGUUCCUGCCGCCAGCCAAGAGGCCUCUCGCCGUUCCGCCCUACGGCACGGAUAUUGGGCCCGAGAUCAUGUCGUCAGUUAUUGGUGUCGUUGUCAUCAACUGGCCGUGGUUCCCGGGUGCCACGAGUUUUGACGCAUCGAACACGAACGUGCUGAAAUGGUGGGCUGCUGGGCGGACAACCUACGAGGCGGCCAUGAUGACAUACCUGAUCAUGUACAUGUUCAUCAACAACGGGUUCUUGGUCAACUACGGGUAUGUGCACCGGAAGCCGUGGUUCCACCAACCCAAGCUUGAUAGCGGUGUGGCGGGGCUAAUUAUCAUGAUUUCGUAUGCGCAGCUGGCACCGCCCAGCAGGCUGUCGUGCUGGUCGGGAUGGGAUAUGGGCGGCCCAGGGUGGGAAAUCGAAAAGUACAAUGCGGUGGAUGGGCACAACAUCUUGCCUUCUGAUUUCAAGUGGAAGCUACUGUGGUUGUUUACGGGCCAGUGCGCACAUGGCUCCGCAGGAAGCGCCCGCUGCGGGAGGCUCAAGCUCAAGCUCUGAGGGAUAUUUUUUUCUCACGUCCAUGCAUUCAUGACGCAAACCAAACAAUCACAUUCUGGCUCUCUCCUGCUGAGUACAAUCGUAUUUUUCUGUUUGACAUUAUAUAAUAGUCCCCCUAUUCCCGCCUCCCCAAAUU
This is a messenger RNA of Linderina pennispora, 3451 nucleotides long. RefSeq names its product HAD-like protein. Bases 1 to 3315 code for a protein of 1104 amino acids. Gene Ontology annotation, cellular component: membrane. The transcript has 10 exons. Lineage: Eukaryota; Fungi; Kickxellomycota; Kickxellomycetes; Kickxellales; Kickxellaceae. Gene Ontology annotation, molecular function: ATP hydrolysis activity; ATP binding; P-type transmembrane transporter activity. The record is from RefSeq and is a predicted model, not a curated record.